Lepisosteus oculatus (spotted gar) is the source of this 2943-nucleotide messenger RNA. RefSeq names its product mediator of cell motility 1 (gene memo1). The record is from RefSeq and is a predicted model, not a curated record. NCBI's taxonomy places the organism in Eukaryota, Metazoa, Chordata, Actinopteri, Semionotiformes, Lepisosteidae.
CUUUCUUAACCUUUCUCCCUGCGAUCUUCCCUUUGACCAUAGUGACAGAACGAACCAAUCGCCAAGCGGGCUGUUCACUAUCCCUGCCGUGCAGACCCAGACACGCCCACUCCCAGCCGUUCCGCCAACCAAAACCCCCACAGCUGACGCAGCCAUCCAAUCCGGUUGGCCGUACGCCGUUCCCUCAGCCACCCUUGGCUACGCCUCCUACCUGCCUAGGGCCUGUGACCAAUCGGAAUGCACCGUUGCACUUCCCGGCCAAUGGGAGCCCCUUUGGUGUGCCGUGGCACGGUAGCCGAGUUAUGCCAAACCAGGACCGGCGAACAGUUGCGUUUCCAGCAGCAAAUUGACAAACUGGCUUUAGGCUUUUGUUCUUCCCCUGCCUACUGAGAUACCAAUCUUUUCGUUUGACUUUAAAGUUUCUUUCUUUUUCUUUUAGCUCAUGGUCCAAGUUUAUUUUCCCGGUUGACGGAGGUUUUAAGUAAAGCUUGGAAGAUCCUACAUAUAUCAUUUUAUACCUCCCCCUAGUUUUAUUUGUGUUGUUCGUUACUAUUUAUUUUUUUCCUCCCCCGUUUAUUAAUUUUUUUUUUAGUUUUAAUUCACCCCCCCACCCCCCGAUAAGGUUUUACCUGACCAAGAUAGGCGGCUCGGGCACUAAGAUGUCGAACCGAGUGGUGUGCAGAGAAGCAAGUCACGCCGGCAGCUGGUACACCGCCUCAGGACCCCAGCUGAAUGCACAGCUAGAAGGCUGGCUAUCUCAGGCACAGUCCACAAAAAGACCAGCCAGAGCCAUAAUUGCACCGCACGCAGGGUAUACGUACUGCGGAGCUUGUGCUGCGCAUGCUUACAAACAGGUGGACCCCACCGUUACUCGAAGAGUUUUCAUCUUGGGACCUUCGCACCAUGUUCCCCUGUCUCGCUGUGCGCUCUCGCCUGCUGAGAUCUACAGAACGCCACUGUAUGACCUGAGGAUCGACCAAAAAGUGUAUGCUGACCUCUGGAAAACAGGAAUGUUUGAGCGCAUGAGUCUGCAGACAGACGAAGAUGAGCACAGUAUCGAAAUGCAUUUGCCUUACACAGCUAAAGCCAUGGAAAGCCAUAAAGAUGACUUUUCAAUUGUUCCGGUGCUGGUGGGGGCUUUGAGUGAAUCUAAGGAGCAGGAAUAUGGCAAACUUCUCAGUAAAUAUUUGGCCGAUCCAAGUAACCUGUUUGUGAUUUCUUCUGACUUCUGCCAUUGGGGACAACGUUUCCGCUACACGUAUUACGAUGAGUCCCAGGGGGAGAUCUACAGAUCUAUUGAGCACCUGGAUAAAAUGGGCAUGAGCAUUAUAGAACAAUUAGACCCUAUAUCCUUUAGUAACUACUUGAAGAAAUACCACAACACUAUCUGUGGACGUCAUCCUAUUGGUGUGUUGCUAAAUGCUGUAGCGGAGCUGAAGAAAAACGGAGUGGACAUGAAUUUUUCUUUCCUAAACUAUGCCCAGUCAAGCCAGUGCCGGAACUGGCAGGAUAGCUCUGUUAGUUAUGCAGCCGGAGCGCUGGUCGUCCAUUGAGACCACUGCACCUCAGGAAGCCAUACGUAGCGCCUGGCUCCGCCUCCUUCCCUUCUUCCACGCCCUCUCCCAGCCUUCCCUUCCGGAAAGACUCGGAUAGUUCAGAGUGCUCGGAUAUCUUAUAAUAUCUCCAAAAGCCACAGAAAAAAAAAAAACAUACGUAUGUAUAACCCCAGCCUUGGAUGUAUUGGUUACAAUAUCAUUUUUAUGUGUGCGCAAGUGUGUGUGUGUGUAGGGUUGUCAAAGGACUAAGGCUGGCAUACCAUGUGAGUGGUAGGUGUUUCUGAUUUAGGAGUGACAGAAAGGGGUUGCAGAGGCUUUGUGGCCCCUUUUAGCCCCUUUUCCCCAAGUUAAAAUAAAUUCUCACAUUUGCACUCUUUGCAGACAUGUGCACAUGUAUUUUGCUUGAAAGAUUAGGUCUGGAGGUAAAGGCAAAACAAAAGUGGGAGCUUUUAAAUAAUGAAACCAGACAAUACAUAUAUAGAUCCUAUAUACUAUUAGAAACUAUUAAAAGCAGUAUAGGUAGCUACUGCCGAUAUUGUACAGCGGGAACCUACUAUUGUAGUUGCUAAUAAAGGGCUACACUCGACCCAGUCCACUAACAUUUCUGCUGUACAAUCUAUACCAAAAAAGCAACUCCUGUUUUUUUAUUUUCUUAUUAGCCAAUUAAAAUUGUGAUUUCUGUCUCUGUCCUUUGCUGUUUUCUUUAUUUCCCGCUUUAACUGUCAUUAAUGUAAACAUUUUGGAACUCACAUAUGAUCAGUUGGCAGUGGUUAUCAUGACAGCUAUUAUGGUUGUCAGUGUAUUCUUGUACCCUUGCAAACGGCUCGCACCUUUUUCUGGGUGAAAACACAGAUUUGGCCUGGCUAUACCAUUAUAUGCGUCAUUGAAACUUUUUUCACCAGUGAGAUUUUUUCCCUCAUGGAAAGUAAUGCCUAUUUAUUUUACUUCCCCCGAGGAAAUUGCUGGGUAAAGUACAUUUUGCAUUUGUACACUUGCUGGUAAAAUUUGAACUAUAUAAAGUGACGUCACUUCUUGUUGUUUUUUAUGGUGCAAAUGUCAGAUCCUUAUUAGAAUACAAAUCCUUGGUAAUAAUUCCUUUCCAUCUUCCCUGAUUCAGACCUGGUAAAUUGAAUAGGCCUGAGUACUGCUGCAAGAUCUGUCCGUUUGAAGAGUUUCGGAUUGCUGAAUGAAUCUGGCUGAUAAAAGAAUAGGGGGAGUCUGCCAUUGAAUCAAAGAGCCUCUUGCCUCCAUGAGAAAAACUCUAGUACUCCGAUGCAGAGUUUGUAUUAUCUCAGGUUAAAUUAAGCACCCGGUAUGCUCUGCAGAUAUUCUUAAUAGCUCAUUACAAAUGUUUUAAAAAUUGAAGUAAAAUGCUGAAAUGCAUCAA